AUGUUUGCAGCAGCAACAACAUCGUCGUCUGGCAGCCAGGCGGUGGUGGUGCGUGUCUGCUGGAGGAGAGCAGCAGCAGCAGCAGCCACCGGCACGGCACCAUUUUCCAUUUCGGCCGUGACACGCUCGGCCUCGACAUCAGCAGCAAGGCGGCCCAGUUUUGUCCACCCACGACGGCGACAAGCCCAGCCGCUUCAGACGCACAGCCAUAUCCGCCCCAACCGGCUGCGGUUCUUCUCCUCGAGCCAGCGUCGGCGCAACGACAAUGCCGCUACCGAUUCGUUCGACCCCCAGAGCAUCGAGCGCGAGAGCGACCAGGUGGACGUGUGCAUCAUUGGCGGUGGGCCGGCCGGACUGAGCGCGGCCAUCCGGCUGAAGCAGCUGGCCAACGAGGCUGGCAACGAGGACUUCCGUGUGCUGCUGCUGGAGAAGGCGGGCGAGAUUGGCGCACAUAUCCUGUCGGGCGCGGUGAUACAGCCAGACGCGGUGCAGGAACUGAUCCCCAACUGGCUGGACGAGGACAACCCGGACCGAUUUGAAUUUGCCACGCCGGCUGGCAAGGACAAGAUGCGCUUCCUGACCAAGACCAUGUCCUUCCCGGUGCCGGCGCCGCCGCAGAUGCACAACCACGGCAACUACAUUGUGAGCCUGAACCAGUUCGUCAGCUGGCUGGGCGCGCGAGCUGAGGAGGUCGGCGUCGAGGUAUACCCGGGUUUUGCGGCGUCUGAGGUGCUAUACGCGGCAGACGGAUCAGUGCGCGGCGUGGCUACCAACGACGUCGGCAUCGGUCGCGACGGCCGGCCCAAGGACUCGUUUGAGCGCGGUAUGGAGUUCCAUGCCCGCGUCACCCUCUUCGCCGAGGGCUGCCACGGCAGCCUGACGAAGCAGGUCAUCAAGCGCUUCGACCUGCGCCGCGACAGCGACCUGCAGACUUACGGCCUCGGCAUCAAGGAGGUCUGGGACGUGCGACCGGAGGUGUUUCGCCGCGGCGAGAUCGUCCACUCGCUCGGCUACCCGCUACCCUACGACACAUACGGCGGCUCGUUCAUGUACCACUUUGGCGAGAACCUAGUCAGUAUCGGGCUCGUGACUGCGCUCGACUACCCGAACCCAUGGAUGUCGCCGUACAACGAGUUCCAGAAGCUAAAGCAGCACCCGAUGUUCCGCGCCGUGCUGGAGGGCGGCAAGUGCAUCUCGUACGGCGCGCGCGCCUUGGUCGAAGGCGGCUUCCAGUCGAUUCCCAAGGUAGCCUUUCCGGGCGGCGCCAUCGUCGGCGACUCGGCCGGCUUCGUCAACGUGCCCAAGGUCAAGGGCACACACAACGCGAUGCGAUCGGGCAUGUUGGCGGCCGAGGCAGCCUGGAAAGCGAUGGGGCACGCGGCCACGACGGACGAGGAGGACGCUCCGGUCGAGGAAGAAGAAUACGGCACCAGCCGGGACCACGGCAACACAGUGUUUCUGUACGACUACGAGGACGCGCUGCGGCGGUCGAGCAUCUGGAAGGAGCUGCACGAGGUGCGCAACAUGCGGCCGUCGUUCCAGACGCCGCUCGGGCUGUACGGCGGGCUCGUCUACUCCGGUCUCGAGGGCUUUGUGCUGCGCGGCCGCGUGCCGUGGACUCUGCGCCACCGACACGCCGACCACGCGGCCACGCGGCCAGCAGACCAGUGCCGCCGCAUCGAGUACGCCAAGCCGGACGGCAAGAUCAGCUUCGACAUUCUGACGAGCGUGUCGCGCACCGGCACGAACCACGAGGAGGACGAGCCGGUGCACCUGCAGGUCAAGGACUGGAAAAAGCACACGGCCGAGACGUUUCCGGCUUUCCAGGGGGUCGAGAACCGGUUCUGUCCGGCGGGCGUGUACGAGUAUGUGGACGACGCGAGCCAGCCGGAGGGCGUCCGGUUCCAGAUCAAUGCACAGAACUGCAUCCACUGCAAGACGUGCGAUAUCAAGGCGCCCAACCAAGACAUCAACUGGCAGGUGCCCCAGGGCGGCGAAGGCCCAAAGUACUAUAUGACGUAA
Molecule: messenger RNA, 2022 nt
Organism: Grosmannia clavigera kw1407
Lineage: Eukaryota; Fungi; Ascomycota; Sordariomycetes; Ophiostomatales; Ophiostomataceae
Product: electron transfer flavoprotein-ubiquinone oxidoreductase
Exons: 2
Coding region: 1-2022 (673 amino acids)
Biological process (GO): electron transport chain
Cellular component (GO): mitochondrial inner membrane
Molecular function (GO): electron-transferring-flavoprotein dehydrogenase activity; iron-sulfur cluster binding
Source: RefSeq, a predicted model, not a curated record